AUGCGCUUCUGGGCCCCCAUCCUCUGCCUGGGCACCGCCCUCGCCUCAACAAUCCCAAUCGCCAACUCCCACGAACUCCAUCUCCCAUUCUCUCCCUCACCAGAUAGCCUUGAAAAUGGCGUCCACUCAUCACUAGUAAGUAUCUUUCGCCUAAUCCCAUAUCCACCCACUAAGAAAAAGAACCAGUCAAUCAAUUGGUCCAUCCAAAAUGGAAGCCUCUACGCAAACCAAGACAAAGUCUACCCCCCUUCAGUAACAAUGCAACUCCGCGCCCCGCUCUACCAAGACGCCCAACUCACAGACAACUCCGUCGACUUGUCAUACACCCUCGACUCCCGCCCCUUAUCAACAGACCAAGUCGGCGCCGUCGCCGGCAUCGUCCGCGUCCGCGUCGAACUCCUCGAUCUCCACGGCAAUCUCGUCUCGCCCGAUGCCGUCGUUAUCGACCUACUCACUUAUCAAGAUGGCAACCACCACAUUACCCGCAUUCGCGUCGAGCCCGCCCGCGGAGACGGUCGCUCGCAGAAGAAUCGGCCCUGGGUCGUCAAGUACUGGAAGACGCAGUUUGGGUCCUUUUUCGAGAGCGAGGAGCAAUCAACUCAGCGUCCUGCUGAGUCCCCCGCUACUAAAGUCACUACUGCGAACCACGCGGUCGAGUCUGAAUCGAAAUUCGCUAUCUCUUCGUUCUGGGCUGCUCCACCCCAUGCCAAUUACCGCGGCCAUCGUCGCCCGCACCACCACCGUCCUGGCAAUUCUUUCGUGCGCAUGGUUCGUCCUAUCAUCCUUCCUGCUGUGCUGGGUGCUGUUGCGGGUCUGGUCGCUUGUCUGGUGGGCUUCUUCAUCGGGCAUUUGAUUAUGUCCUUUGCUGUGCGUCUUGGCUGGAAAGGCCCAGUGCAGCAGCGCACUGCCAGAGCCGAACAAGGCACUGCUUCAGAGAAGUCGCCCAUGGUACCGCAUGUCUAUGUGACAGACGCGACAGAGUCUGUAUGA
This is a messenger RNA of Penicillium soppii, 990 nucleotides long. RefSeq lists its product as uncharacterized. The coding region runs from base 1 to 990 and encodes 329 amino acids. Lineage: Eukaryota; Fungi; Ascomycota; Eurotiomycetes; Eurotiales; Aspergillaceae. The transcript has a single exon. The record is from RefSeq and is a predicted model, not a curated record.